Symsagittifera roscoffensis is the source of this 3905-nucleotide messenger RNA. RefSeq names its product three-prime repair exonuclease 1-like. NCBI's taxonomy places the organism in Eukaryota, Metazoa, Xenacoelomorpha, Acoela, Convolutidae. Gene Ontology annotation, molecular function: 3'-5'-DNA exonuclease activity; nucleic acid binding. Gene Ontology annotation, cellular component: cytoplasm. The transcript is spliced from 2 exons. The coding region runs from base 2383 to 3417 and encodes 344 amino acids. The record is from RefSeq and is a predicted model, not a curated record. Gene Ontology annotation, biological process: DNA catabolic process.
UAGCGGUGUCCCGCAAGGGAGUAUUUUGGGCCCCAUACUUUUUCUGGUUUUUGUUAACGACCUCCCGAAAAUGUGCGAUCAAUUGUUUCCCCUACUUUUUGCCGAUGACGCCAAAUUUCUCAGCGUGGGUUUAAGCACAAUAGAUAUUCAAAGUGAUUUAAAUGCGUUGUAUGACUGGACCGUUAGAAACAACAUGCCCUUCAAUAUGGAUAAAUGCUGCCUAAUUAAAAUGUCCAAAAACGAAAAACGAUUGCUUUUUGGAAACGAAUUGAUUAAAACAGAGGAAACUCAAUCUGAUUUGGGGCUCAUGCUUUCCUGUGACUUAAAAUGGAAUUUGCAUAUAAAUAAGGUUUGCUGCAAAGCAAUUCGUGUUUUUCACAUGAUAAAAAGAAGCGUAUCGAAUCUUGGACAAAAAGCUAAACUGGAUUUGUAUAAAUCUAUGAUCGUACCAAUACUCACGUACGCAAGUCCAUGUUAUGGAUUAAGUAAAUACAUUAUUACGGAGCUUGAAAAUGUACAAAGGCGUAUAGUUAAAUGGAUAAUUCCGCAUAUGGAUUCGUACAAAGAUCGGUUAAUCGAAAUUUCACUAUUGCCACUGCCAAUGUAUAUACAGAUCAACAACCUUUUGUUGCUGUCAAAAAUUUUAUCGAAAAAUUAUGAUGUUGACAUGUUGAAAGUUCCAUCGUAUUCCUGUUCCUCGCGCGGUUGUAUGUUUCAGCUCGAGAGGCCGAAAAAGAAAUUUUUGGAGGACGAAUUCCUUUACCAAACAUGUCGGCUAGCGAAUGUGAUCAAAAUUGACGUGAGAGAAACAAGCAGACUGAAGAAGCGAAUAUUGUGGUUAUUUUGGAGAAAAUUUGAGAAGGACUACGAACAAAUGAACAAGUGCACAUGGAGAAUUGCUUGCGAUUGCACAAUGAAUGACUGUAGAAGCAAAACUUCACUAUAGAACGAAAAACUGAAAGGGGGAAACCCCUUGUGCUACGAGCACAAAAGCCCUACUACUACUACUACUACUACAAACCUUGUAGGUAUGUGUGUUAAGCGUGACAGAUGCAACCGAAGCAUCAGUGUUUCCCGGAAGAGGUAUCUAGAAAAAGUUUUCAGUCGUUUCGAGAUCAGCGAAUGCAACGCUCUGAGUACCCCAAUGGAUGCGAAUUUUACGUUACUACCAGAUGAAGGAGAGUUGCAUUCCAAUCCAUCCUUAUACCGAGCUGCGAUCGGAUAAUUGUUGUUUGAUGUACGCAAGUACAGCCACCAGACCUGAUCUGUCGUACGCAGUUUGAACUUGAGUCAGUUCAUGUCAAACCCGCGAGUUCCACAUUGGAAUGCUCUGAAACGAGUAUUCAGAUACAUCAAAGGCACGUUAAAUUUUGAGCUGAGACUAGAAGUCACAGAGCAGCUCAGUUUAGUAGAGAAUCCUCGACAUCAUGACCGGACCAUAACACAUUGAUGUUACGCAUCACUUUGUGCGACAACGCAAACAACGAAAAGAGGUAAGCGUUGAACAUCUUGCGACGCAAGAGAUGAUUGCUGAUGCUUUCGCCAAGCCUCCACCGAAACUUAUUCAAGAGAAACGAAACCAAGCUUAUAAUCAACGUCAUCAGCAUGGGAGACUGUGGAAGUAACUAUGUAUGUUGUGCUGAUUAUCUGAUUUGUAUUGCAUGUAUUAGAUGUCUUUCAGUGAUUUUGACGCCUCACUAUUAAUGCAACCAAUUGUAUGCUCAACAGUUUUCACAUAGCGAAGCUAACAUAAUUAUCUGUUGCUGUUCUCAGUUUUUUUUAAACAAGUCUGUUUAAUGUUACAAAAACUGCAGCGUUAUCUAAAGGAUAAGUCCGAACAAAGAAAUAAUGCAAUUGAAGAUGUUGGGAUUUGUCCAAUGGUUUUAUUAGUUUAGUUUCACUGAGCCAUUUUCAGAAAAAUGAUUUUAAUUUGAGGUUGAUAUGUAAGAUAAGAGUUUAAGUGAAAGUAAAGUGCUUUGGAAAUUAAUUGUAGUAGUUAUUAAUUGAACAAUAGUCCAACUACCAGCUAGCUGGACUACCGCUCAAUGACUAAUUCCUCUCAUUUCCCUAAAUCAUCGUGAAGUCACUCCACAAUCCGUCUGAGUUCUGUCGAGUUUUGCCAAUUUGGUAGUUUUAAUUUCUCGAGAAACAAUAAAUAAGUCAGGCCCUAUUCAAAAAUAAUCAACUCCUAUUUCUCGCGAAACCGCUUCAACAGUUGUUCUCUAUUCAUAAUUUUCUAGCGGCACGUUUCACUUUCUUCUUAAUUUGCGCUCUGGUUGCAUCGAAAUUGCUUCGUUUUUUUUCAGGAUAUAAAGGCUAAUGACACGCCUAAUUAUCUGCUCGGUUAAUUUCUCUGAUCCUGAGGCUGAUUCUUGAUUUUAGAUGACUAUGAGUUCAUCUUUCCAAAUAUUCCAAACAAUUGUAGCAAUUGACUUGGAAACUACAGGUUUUCUGGAUCCAGAAAUAUCAGAAAUCGCAAUUAUUGCAAUCCCUUUUGAUUUACUUAGUGAUAUUAAUGCUGUGCGACGUGUAGGAAACAAAUUAGUGAUUUGUUUAGAUCCGCAACGAGAUUUUGAACCUGCUGCUGAAAAAAUUACUGGCCUUAACAAGAUAAAUCUCAAUGGUUUUAGUAAUUUUGGUUGCCAUACUUUGAGGUUGUUGGACACUUUUUUCCGAAUGUUACCGAAACCAAUAAUCUGUGUUGCUCAUAAUGGGUUUAAUUUCGAUUUUCCGAUAAUUAGAAAGACUUUGGACAAAGUUACGUCGCUUGGCGUACCUUUAUUAUACGAGUUCUUAGAGCAAGAUGGAGUUUAUUUGUGCGACUCUCUUAUAUAUUUCCGUUGCGAAACUUUGCAGAAGCGGGAGCCGCCUCAAAUUGACGAGUCGCCCAGCACAAAAAUGAAGCGAAUUGGCCUUGACUCGCCCAAAAAGAGUCCCGAGGCUGAACAUAGAAAAGAUGAGCAGGCUUCUGUUUGCAAAAUGUGUCAAAACUCAGCCUAUAUCACAUCAAAUGGCGCGAUCGUAACAAACGAAUGUCUCUGUUCUACCUCUGCUCUUUUAGAGAUCAAAGAUCACACUCUAUUGAAUUCUGACACUUCAGAGAGCAGCAGCUGUGCAGAAGAGAAAACAGGCAGUGAGUCACAAAGCAGGCCUGUAACUCCCACGAAAAGUAGUAUGGGAAGAAAAACAUAUCCCUCCGGUCACUUCAAGUUAGAAAACAUCUACAAAAGAAUGUUCUCGACAUCUCCGUCUGAAGCACACGCUGCUUUAGCUGAUUGUAAUACUCUUUUAGAAUGCCUUUCCUCUGAUUUUCUUAACUUCUCAGAAGUUGUUAAUGAGGCACUCUGUGUUGUAAACAGUGAAAAUAAAUCAGAUGUGUUACUCAAAUUUCAUGAAAUUGGAACCUACUGUAGAUAGAAACUGGUCAUACGUUCCUCGAUCAAAUGUAGUAAAAUGUUUUAAGAUGUUUUCGAUGAAUUUUAGAUUUAUUUUUAGAUGUAAAUAUUUUUGAAUUCUCAAAAACGUGAUGCGUUUUAAUAGGUUUAGAUUGAAAAAUCUUUAUGAAGUAUUAGUGUAUUACGUUAGGUUUUUAAUUUGUAUGGUAACGAAAAAUUGCCUACAAGUGAAAACUUAUUGAUCAAUGUGUACCUUAUUUCGCAAUCUUUUGGUAAUCAGUUUGCGUUAACUCAUCUCUAUGCCAUUCAGAAAGCUUGCACCCAAUUCUAUUUGAUUCAUUUUACAAAAAAGCAGCGUUGUGGUUAAUUUGAAAUCAUUUUAUUAUCUGUGGUUAUUUUGUAAUACGUAGCUUUAAGUCAGUGCAUCAAAUCGUUUACCUUCUGUUCAUGAAAUAGUUAGUAUAACUGUACGAGUACUUGAAAGCUUUCAUAACUGAUGCCAAACAAGAA